Agrilus planipennis (emerald ash borer) is the source of this 1275-nucleotide messenger RNA. RefSeq lists its product as uncharacterized. The transcript is spliced from 2 exons. The record is from RefSeq and is a predicted model, not a curated record. The coding region runs from base 364 to 1002 and encodes 212 amino acids. Lineage: Eukaryota; Metazoa; Arthropoda; Insecta; Coleoptera; Buprestidae.
AAUAACGCAAUUAAAUGCAUUUCGAAUAUUAUAAUCGGUAUAAAAAAUGCAGCCCAAUAAUUGACAAAAUUGCAUUCAUGAUCAUGGUCUUGUCUUAAUUGGCAAGAUCACCGUUACAAACCGAUUUAGCAAAAAAUUUCGCGGUUUCAAUCCCUCCUUCGUUUCGGUUCCGUUUCCGAGAAUAAAUGGUCGGGAUAGUGGGAAAAGCGUCAUUAAACGUCAAUUCGUCGGUACUAUAAAAGCCAACCGGAAUUCCCAAAACAGCAUCUCAAAAUCCACUUCGGUUCAGUCUUCUACUACCACCAAAACAACGGGUUUUGUCUUCUUUGAAACUAAUCUAUCUGAUUAACCACGAUAAACAAUAUGAACAUGUUCGUAGUUUUGUCUUUCGUAUCCGUUGUCAUCUUCAACAUCAACACCGCCUUCGGUCAGGAAAUAGUGCAGCAACCCGCCGUUGUCCAACAACAACCCGCGGCACAACCCGCCCAGGAUCAAAAUGGUGGUCCAAAUUAUCAACUCUCUGGUACCUUCUUGUUGGCUCCAUCCCAAACUGUUAUGGAUCCCGUUUACGUUUUACCAGAAAACACCACCGGUCUCGUACAACAACAGCAACAAGCCCCCAGUGUUCCCUACAUCUUGGUACCUCAACAAAUACAAACACCAUACAUGGGUCAACAAUACCCUCAAUUCUAUACCAUUCUCAAUCAACAACAGGCUACUCCAGUUUCAUAUCCUCAAGUAACGCUCGCUUCCCAUUAUGACGCCGGGGCUAUCAACAAACAAAUUCCAGCUGCACCAGCUGUUGGAUACUAUCCCCAAUUUGUACAAACUGCUGCCCCAGGAUCUUCAGGAAAUCCACAACAAUUGUUCAUUGUUCGUCAAAUGAAACCUGGUAUGAACAAAGUUUACCCAGCAACCCCCGAUGCAUCAGCUACCCCUUGCCAACUAUUGAGACAAAACGCGGCUGCGCAAAACCAGUUUGUUUUGGCACCACGGCAGUAGAGACUGACAUAAUUAACGUUUUUACUCAUAACAACGUUCUGGUCAACUAGUUCUGCCUUUCUUCCCAUGUAUUGGUCCAUUUUGCAAUAUCAGUUUUAUGGCAUUGGGUGGAAGAGAAGAAAUUAAAUCAACAAGUUUAUAGAGGAAGAAAUAAUUGGAACAUUGUAAAACGUGAACCACCCUCUUAACGAAAUUUGAAAUGGACAAUGGUGGAGAAAGGCUCCAGAACCUACUUGUGAUGUAAAGAUGUUAAUGUGAAAUUUAAGUAGUAAA